Messenger RNA from Daldinia childiae, 1788 nucleotides. RefSeq names its product Methyltransferase-like protein 25. The record is from RefSeq and is a predicted model, not a curated record. The transcript has a single exon. NCBI's taxonomy places the organism in Eukaryota, Fungi, Ascomycota, Sordariomycetes, Xylariales, Hypoxylaceae. Bases 1 to 1788 code for a protein of 595 amino acids.
AUGAGGCCUACUAAGCCCUUGCCGUACCCAGAUUGCUGGGAAAGCACCGAAGACUAUGUCGAACAACUCUUAGAGUUUGCGACUGCAUCUGACUUCUUCCAAAUUUUAUGCGGAGGUGUACACAUUUUAGACUUCUUCACCAACGACCCGGGGCUCUUUCAGACGGUGAUACCGUCGGAUUGGCAAUCAUAUAUCCUACAAUGUGAGCCUAUGAAGUUCCUGGACCUCUUAAUGAGGGAUGACCUAGAUGAUGUUCUAGACCCUCAACCACCAGAGAGCUUGAUGAAGUAUAUAAAAGAUAUAAGGCGGUUGUCAUUAGCGCGCAAGUUUUCUCCAAAGGAGGAGAAACUCCCGAAGUUGACACGCAUGGUAUCGGCGGGAAUGAAGCCGAAGAAAAUCCACGAAGUGAGCCACUUCGCAAAUUACGUGGACACGCUUGCUAAGGGAAUUGCUACUGAAUACCGUAAGGAGAUCACUCAUUUUGUCGACUUCGGCAGCGGUCAGAAUUAUCUAGGAAGGGCAUUAGCAACCCCUCCUUAUAACAAACAAAUUGUAGCUGUGGAGGGUAGGGAGCACAACAUCAUUGGUGCUAAAAGGCUUGAUAUGCAUGCAGGUGUUUCUGAAAAGCAGAAGGUCAUACGAAACAAGAAACUUUGGAUGCAGAAGCUAGACAGUAUGGUUCCCGGAAAUCAGCUCGAUGAAAGGGCUUUAAAAAGGGCCACUAACCCUAUAAAAUUUUCGGCUGAUUAUGUGCCUGAUUUCAGGCCUCCAAGUGAGUUGGAGGCCAUCUAUACGCUCGAGGAGGGUAAAGGCUUCAUACGUUACGUCGAGGGGAGGCUCGAGUCGGGAGAUUUAACAGACGUCGUCAACCAACUUAAACAGGAGCCUCUUGUCGGUGAGAAAGGACAAGGCGAUCCUAACUUAAUGGCAAUUUCCAUUCAUUCUUGUGGAAACCUAUCUCAUCACGGCAUACGGUCUUUAAUACUCAACCCGCGAGUCCAAGCCAUUGCCAUUGUUGGCUGCUGUUACAAUCUUAUGACGGAGAAGCUAGGCCCGCCCACGUACAAGCUCUCGUAUAUGAGACCAAGUCUUCAAGCCCUUAACGGUCGUGUGGCCAGAGAAUCCGAAAGGCGUGACCCCCAAGGGUUCCCAAUGAGCGAUCGCCUUUGUAAUUACAAAGAUGUAGGAGUCCGUCUUAAUAUCACGGCUCGGAUGAUGGCUUGUCAAGCACCACAGAACUGGACUGAAGCUGAGAGCGAUGCCUUUUUCACUAGACACUUCUACCGCGCUGUCCUACAGAAGAUUUUUCUCGACAAGGGUGUUAUCACUAAGAUUCGGCAUAACGAUGACCUUACGGACGGUGAUCAGAGUCCGUUUAACACAAGUACCAACCCGGUCAUCAUCGGUUCUCUCCGGAAGUCGUGCUACAAAACCUUCGGGGCAUACGUAAGAGGAGCGAUCAGUAAGCUGACUACUAAUUCAGAGUACCACGAGUACAGCAACAUAAUUAAGGAGAAGAUGAUUGACAUCACGGAUGAAGAGAUCGCGAGAUACGAAGUAUCAUACGGGCCGCGCAAGCGAGAACUCAGUGCCGUCUGGAGUCUAAUGGCAUUCAGCGCUAAUGUCACCGAGUCCUUAAUAGUGACCGACAGGUGGCUAUUCCUACGACAACAUUCCGACUUAGUACAAGACUGUUGGGUAGAAACCGUAUUUGACUACCGUGAAAGCCCUCGGAACCUGGUUGUAGUUGGUGUCAAAGGCCCAAACUCAUGUCAACUAGGUUCUUAA